This is a messenger RNA of Penaeus indicus, 3352 nucleotides long. RefSeq names its product insulin-like growth factor-binding protein complex acid labile subunit. The record is from RefSeq and is a predicted model, not a curated record. The transcript has 5 exons. Gene Ontology annotation, molecular function: protein binding. The coding region runs from base 393 to 2915 and encodes 840 amino acids. NCBI's taxonomy places the organism in Eukaryota, Metazoa, Arthropoda, Malacostraca, Decapoda, Penaeidae. Gene Ontology annotation, cellular component: extracellular matrix.
GUCGUCCCCAUUCGCGUCCUUAGACUUAGUGGUGACGGUGCGUGGUGACGGUUGUGGUGUCAGUGGUGGUGACCCCUCUUGUCUGAGUGGGAAUACUGUACUGGCGUUUAAGUGGUGACUUGAGAGUACCUUGGUCCUCCCAGUUUGGCUCCUGCUGUGGCGGAGUGAGAGCCAUCGUUCACCCGUUGCCAAGGUGGUGGGGGACCUGUUCCGUUCUUCGGGCCAUGAACGCGGGCGGUGACGGCGAUGUGCGAGAUCUGGUCGAGGGAAUAAGAGGAGACCUUAACGUGAUUCUUCAGCAUUUUGUAAACAGCACCUCAUGAUUAGAAAGUGAAAAAUUUCCUCGGUGUUUCUUACAGUCUUUGAGUUCCUUUUUUUUCUUCCGUGAAGAGAUGAAGAUCAUGAUGAAACAUUUCACAAUAUCCAGCCUUUUAUGGUGUUUGCUAAUGGGUGCAGCCGCUUCCUCUCCGACUGAGGAACGCCGUGAGUGCCCCCGAGACUGCGUGUGUGUGGACGCCCCUAUGAGAGCCGCAUCCUUCGUCCUCACUUGGAUGACCUCUUGGGGCGAGGACGAUCUGCCGGAAGUUCACCCUAAUGAGGCUGUCGAAGUUGCCGAUGGCGUGAAGUCCACUACGGCAGCGGACGCGGGAGUGAACGUUGACGUGGUCGGCCUACACGCUACGUGCGCUCUCAUGGCGGACACCAACCUCCUCCAGGAGCUGCCGUCGAGAACCAUGGUGCUGAGCGUACUACAAGCAGCUGGGAGUAAACUGGUGGUGCUGGAAGCAGAGCAUCUAUCCUCUCUUUCUAAUCUGCGCGCACUUCACCUACAAGGCUACGCUGUACGACGCGCCCGACAAGUCUCUGGUUAUAUGUCUAAUAAUGUUCUGGAAAUGGUGGGCCACAAGAAGAAAGCCGCGCAGAUCGAAGAGGAUCAGCAGAAUCUUACCCUGGCGAUAUCAGAAGAUGCUUUGAUGUCACUCAACCAACUCCAGCUGCUGGACCUACAGUUCGUGAGGCUCGUGGCUGCCAUGGAGGGAGGGCGUCCCAGGCGCCAGACUCGUCCACUGGCGACUUCAACACUUCUGGAUGUCCCUCUUUCUGAUUUCCUUUCGAUGACAGACCAGGUGCCAGACCUCAACCUUCCACCGGAACUGAAGGCCAGCGCUCCAGUCUCGUCCUCGCCACCUGAAUCGAGUGAAGAGAUCUUGUUCGUCCCUCUUGAUGGAGGAGAAGAGAGCGUCGUGCCGUAUGAGGUGUUUAAAGCAGAAUCGGAGACAGUCUUGGCUCCAUUCGCUGCGCAGUCAGAGCUGAAGUAUCUGCGAGUUGCUCAUGCUAAGUUGGACAGAGUUGGUCCCGAACUACUGACGGGACUUUCCAACCUCCAUACGCUCACCCUCGAGCAUAAUCACAUCAAAAUUUUGCCGCCUGCUAUGUUUACGCCCACGCCAAAUUUGCGCCAUCUUUCCCUUGCACACAACAACAUCCUCUCCCUUGAAGGUGAGAGUCUGGCUGGCCUCGAUAAUCUUCUCACCCUGGACCUCGACAGCAACAAGCUGGACAGACUCGGGCCAGCGAGUUUCCCUGGCCUUCCCAGCAUAGCGACCAUUCGCAUGAUUAAUAAUCCACUGACGCACAUCUUCCCCUUCACGUUCUCCAACGUCAAUGGAACUGAACAGCUUUUCAUCGGCUCGAGAGACGUAUCGGCCGAGCUACACACUGACACCUUCAGAGAACUUGACUCACUGACCACCCUAGUUAUAGAAAACACAACUCUUCUCUCACUCAGUCGAGCAAUGUUGGAGGGAAUGCCCAUCCUGAAGAACUUGUCUAUCCACGGCCAUGUGACCUACAUUGACUUCGAUGCUUUUACAGCCACACCCAAUCUCGAGACAUUAACACUUAGCCAUUCCCAUCUGAAAAAACUUUCUCUCGAUGCCUUCUUCGGUCUUAAGAACCUACAGUAUCUGGACCUCAGUCACAACGGCCUCGAUGAAAUAUCACCUGGAACAUUUGACCAUCUGACAAGCCUUCGUGAGCUGUAUCUACAUCAUAACAACCUCACCACUCUUCCUCUGGGCAUCUUUGUUCCUACUCCGGUGAAGUUGAUACAACUGCACGAGAAUCCAUGGCACUGCACGUGUGACCUAAUGCAGUUGCGACCUACUUUAACGAAUAAAGUCCGUCGUCGUCACAACAUGGUUUGCCGAUGGAAUGAGAAGCUGGGCACAGUGUGUACCAACGAGAAGCCAAUCCGACUGCGGUAUGAUAACAGAGUAGCUCCUCUAUGCAAGACGCCUUCGCAGUUCCAACACAACGAUAUCUUCCAAGUUACCCAUAAGCGCCUGAAGUGUCCUAAGCAUUUGUGGGAUCCUCAGCCCAAGCAUAAAAAGGUAACUGCUAAGCUCCCUGAUGAGGAGGAGGAAGAGGUAGAAAAUGAGGAAGAAAUCAUUGAAGAAGAAGAGCCGAACUGGUUGCCAUUGACCGCCUUCGCUUCUGCCCCUCGUGAAGUGAAAGAUCUCCUGGAAAUCGCAGAAGCAGAGAUGCCCGAAGACACGUAUGCCCCGGAGUCGACUGAAGAGGAAUCAGCUGAGAUUCCGCAGAGGGACGAAGCAGGUGAUACCAUUGAGUUAAUCAGCAUAGUUACAAUCAACAAUGGACAGGACUACCGUCGACAGAAGGAAGAAAUGAAGAGGCAAAUGGAGGAGGAAAGGCGAAAAGCAGCAGACAUUAAACUUAAGGAGAAACAACAACUUAAAUUGCAACUGUCCUUAGAAAAACAAAAAAUGAAAGAGAAGAUGGCAGCCGAGGCGGAGUUAGAGCGCCAAAGAAAAAGGAAUGAAAUGGAGGAAUUCCUAAAACAGCAAGAGCUUCAUCGCAUGAUGCAGGAGAGAGACUCGAACAGAAUGAUCUAGUUAGCAAAACCGGUCUUAUUUUAGUCGCACUUUUAAAUAUAAAUAGAAAUCAAGCCGUAGAAUAUGGAGACGUGACUUAAUUUUACGAACUUUAUUGAAAGGACAAUGGAUAAACCCAUCCGAAAUAAGUAAUAAAUGUCGUAAAAUAACGAAGUUAGAAUUAAGUGAGCAAAUCAGUUUAUGAAUACUAGAUGGGCCAUCGUGAAAAUCAUUCCAAAAAUGUCUUCAGAAAAUAUCUCCCUAAUCAAACAUAAUUUCUUUUUGUUUUUGUAGGUUAGACCAUAAACAGGCUAGUAUUUCCACUUACGGAUUACUUAGAUAAUUUAGGUAAUAUAUAAUGUACAAACCAUAGGACAUAAUUAAUAGGUGUUGUGACUAGUAUGAAUAACUGCAUUCCUAAAACAUCUAAAAGAGAGAGAGAGAGAGAGAGAGAGAGA